Molecule: messenger RNA, 1757 nt
Organism: Zalophus californianus (California sea lion)
Lineage: Eukaryota; Metazoa; Chordata; Mammalia; Carnivora; Otariidae
Gene: GALR3
Product: galanin receptor 3
Exons: 4
Coding region: 324-1757 (477 amino acids)
Biological process (GO): negative regulation of adenylate cyclase activity; adenylate cyclase-modulating G protein-coupled receptor signaling pathway; neuropeptide signaling pathway
Cellular component (GO): membrane
Molecular function (GO): galanin receptor activity
Source: RefSeq, a predicted model, not a curated record
GAGAUCAAUGGGUUACUCGCUGCAGAAAGAGGCAGAAGCAACGCAGGGAGGCAGAAAAGAACCAGGCAGAAAAGCAUGCCACCCGGGGGAAAUCAGGGACCAAGGAGGAGGUGGCCAGUGGCUACUCUGGAGGGAGCGCUCAAGUCUGGCUCAGCAGAGGAGGUGCCGUAAAGGAGAAGAGGGAGAAGCAGGAGGAAGACCUGCACCUUCAGGGAGGCACCAACGGGCAGCCACUGAACCAAGAGGCAGCCUCAGUCUGGCCGGUUCACCCAGGAUCAAGCGGGGCCUGGUGCCCAGAGUUGAGGUGCCCAUUGGAUGGGGAGAUGGCUGAUGCGCAGAACAUCUCGCUAGACAGCCCCGGGAGCGUGGGGGCUGUGGCAGUGCCUGUGGUGUUCGCCCUCAUCUUCCUGCUGGGCACAGUGGGCAAUGGGCUGGUGCUGGCCGUGCUGUUGCAGCCCAGCCCCGGUGCCUGGCAGGAGCCCGGUAGCACUACGGAUCUAUUCAUCCUCAACCUAGCGGUGGCCGACCUAUGCUUCAUCCUGUGCUGCGUGCCCUUCCAGGCCGCCAUCUACACACUGGACGCCUGGCUCUUUGGGGCCCUCGUUUGUAAGGCUGUGCACCUGCUCAUCUACCUCACCAUGUACGCCAGCAGCUUCACACUGGCCGCCGUCUCGGUGGACAGGUACCUGGCCGUGCGGCACCCGCUGCGCUCGCGGGCCCUGCGCACGCCGCGCAACGCCCGCGCCGCCGUGGGCCUCGUCUGGCUGCUGGCGGCGCUCUUCUCGGCGCCCUACCUCAGCUACUACGGCACGGUGCGCUACGGCGCGCUGGAGCUCUGCGUGCCCGCCUGGGAGGACGCGCGCCGGCGCGCCCUCGACGUGGCCACCUUCGCCGCCGGCUACCUGCUGCCCGUGGCCGUGGUGAGCCUGGCCUACGCGCGCACGCUGCGCUUCCUGUGGGCCGCCGUGGGCCCCGCGGGCGCGGCGGCGGCCGAGGCCCGGCGCAGAGCCACGGGCCGCGCGGGGCGCGCCAUGCUGGCGGUGGCCGCGCUCUACGCCCUCUGCUGGGGCCCGCACCACGCGCUCAUCCUCUGCUUCUGGUUCGGCCGCUUCGCCUUCAGCCCGGCCACCUACGCCUGCCGCCUGGCCUCGCACUGCCUCGCCUACGCCAACUCCUGCCUCAACCCGCUCGUCUACGCGCUCGCCUCGCGCCACUUCCGCGCGCGCUUCCGCCGCCUGUGGCCCUGCGGCCGCCGCCGCCGCCACCACCACCAGCACCACCACCACCACCACCACCAGCACCGCCGCCGCCGCUCCCGCUGCCCCCCGGGCGCCCGCCGCCGCGUCCGCCCCGCCGCCGCGGGCCCCGCCGGCUGCCCCGGGGACGCCGGGCCUCGCGGGAGGCUGGCGGCGGGCGGCGGCGGCCGGGGCGGGGAUCCGAGGGAAGAACCCGCCGGCGCCGGAGAGGCCACGACGCUACCAGGGGAUGGCGCCAGGCAGGACUCCUCCGAGGCGCACUGGCUGAGCUGGGGCUCCAGCCCGGUGGACGCCCCUGGGCGGCGAAAUUGGGUCCACCCAGCCAAGCGCAGCCCGCCCCCCCCUCCCCUCAGGCAGCCCCCAGACUCUGGCCAUAGCCAGUCUGGCACGAAGGCAGCUCCUCCGCCCACCCCCUGCAACUCGAUCAGCACCUUCGAGGCCCUGCUUUCUCCACCACCCUUCAUCGAGCCCCUUCUCCCUUUCAGGCCGUGCCCUGGGUAA